AUGAUCAGGGGUCCUGAUACCUUCAGCUUCAUCGGGGUCUAUACUGCCGAACGGACAGGUGGAUUGCAAAUCACUGCCUCCAGAGACUUUGACUGCACUUUCACUGCUAGCUCUCUAUCUGCGUCCUGCUCGUUCAGUUAUUCGGCCACGGGCUCCGCCUCUGGCAUAGAGUAUGCAACCUCGACCUCGGCUACUACUUCCAAUAUCCCUUCGGAAUCUGUCACCUCGUACAAAUUGACUGUCAUCGGUGGUGUCAAUUCAUUACAUACAUCUGCAGCUACCACAACUUCCAAUGUAGCCGCUGGUCCUCUCCGACCGUUAAUUACUGCUGCGCCUAUUGGGGCAGCUGCUGUUGCUGUUGCGGGUUUAUUUUGA
Penicillium cosmopolitanum is the source of this 375-nucleotide messenger RNA. RefSeq lists its product as uncharacterized. The transcript has a single exon. Lineage: Eukaryota; Fungi; Ascomycota; Eurotiomycetes; Eurotiales; Aspergillaceae. The record is from RefSeq and is a predicted model, not a curated record. Bases 1 to 375 code for a protein of 124 amino acids.